Oppiella nova is the source of this 444-nucleotide messenger RNA. Lineage: Eukaryota; Metazoa; Arthropoda; Arachnida; Sarcoptiformes; Oppiidae. The record is from the annotation of a GenBank genome assembly.
AUGUUUCUAUUACUUGGUUCAGGACCUCAAGUGUUUGGUCUUCUCGCUGAUCGCUCUUCACUUCAAAAUCAAACCCAUUUAGACAUCGAGUCACUGAAGACGAUGGAUGCCUCAGAUGAUGGCUAUUCUGCACAUCAGACUCUUAUUCUUCAUGAAUGUCCAGAAGAGGACAUAAGUGGUGAGCCCUCCGAACAGACCGUUGGUCAGUAUCUGGCGGCGAGACGUGAAGAAUGUCCAGAAGAGGACAUAAGUGGUGAGCCCUCCGAACAGACCGUUGGUCAGUAUCUGGCGGCGAGACGUGAAAAGGCAAAGCCGUACAAAGAGGUGAGACCUAUGAUACCGGCGGCGGAACCGCUCAACGCAGACAUGGAUGUGCGGCAGUACUCUAUGAUGUUAUGGUUGGUGGCCAUCGCUAAGGGAGAGAAGGCCACCACUCCCUCCUGA